GCGAGCGCUUCGCGCGGGGGGCGGGACGUCCCUGGCAUUCCGCCGGGCCUGCAGUGAGCCGAAGAGGCGGCGGCACCAUGUACAGGUUCCUGAGCCGGAGCCUGGGCCGAGGCCUCUUGCGGGCCGCGGAGUGGAGGUGCCGGGGCUGCUCGGCACGCCUGUUCCCAGGGCUGGGCGGAGGCCCGUGGCCGGAGGUGCAGGCGCCACUAUCCCGAGUCGCGCCGCACGGCGGAGGCCCGGGCCUGCUGCCGCUUUUGGCAGCGCUCGCCUGGUUCUCGAGGCCUGCUGCGGCAGAGGAGGAGCAGCAGCAGCAGGGGCCGAACGCGGCCGCCGCCCAGGACGAGGCGGACGAGGUCGAGGCCGAGAUCAUCCAGCUGCUGAAGAGAGCCAAGUUGAGCAUCAUGAAAGAUGAGCCAGAAGAGGCUGAGCUAAUUUUGCAUGACGCUCUUCGUCUUGCCUAUCAGAGCGAUAACAAGAAGGCCAUCACUUACACUUAUGAUUUGAUGGCCAACUUAGCAUUUAUACGGGGUCAGCUUGAAAACGCAGAACAACUUUUUAAAGCAACAAUGAGUUACCUGCUAGGAGGAGGCAUGAAGCAGGAAGACAAUGCAAUAAUUGAAAUCUCCCUAAAGCUGGCUAGUAUCUAUGCUGCUCAGAAUAGGCAGGAAUUUGCUCUUGCUGGCUAUGAAUUCUGCAUUUCAACUCUAGAGGAAAGAAUUGAAAGAGAAAAGGAAUUAGCAGAAGACAUUAUAUCAGGUAGGAAAUCGGAAGAGAAAGCCAAUACCCACCUCCUCUUGGGCAUGUGCUUAGAUGCCUAUGCUCGCUACCUUCUGUUCUCCAAGCAACCGUCACAGGCGCAAAGGAUGUAUGAAAAAGCUCUGCAGAUUUCUGAAGAAAUACAAGGAGAAAGACACCCACAGACCAUUGUGUUGAUGAGUGACCUGGCUACUACUCUGGAUGCACAGGGCCACUUUGAUGAGGCCUACAUUUAUAUGCAGAGGGCAUCAGAUCUGGCAAGACAGAUAAAUCAUCCUGAGCUACAUAUGGUGCUCAGCAAUCUAGCUGCAAUUCUGAUGCACAGAGAACGAUAUACACAAGCAAAAGAGAUCUACCAGGAAGCACUGAAGCAAGCACAGCUGAAAAGAGAUGAGAUUUCUGUACAACACAUCAGGGAAGAGUUGGCUGAGCUAUCAAGAAAAAGUACACCUUUGACUUAAUUUUAUCAAGUUCUAAAUCCAUUCCCGGUUAUAGGAAGAAUAAUUUCUAGUAACCCAGGUGAAUAGCUAUUAUCUUAGUCUCUGUGGCACCCAAAUCAAUGGCUUAAAUCCUUUGUUCUUGAUAUUCAGGUUUCCUCAACUCAGCCUUGGUGAAGGAGAAGUUGUACACACUGCCAUUUCUGUUGUUCAAAGGGAAACAACUUUUUCAGUCCUGAUGGUGACUUUUAUGGACAGCUGUCAAGUGAUGUUUUCAACUGUAACAUAUGAUUAGGUGCUGUCCCUGCUGAUCUAAGCAUAGUACAAGAAAGGCUGAUUUUUCUCUAGGGUGUAGGUGGGGAAUUUCGGCCUGGCAUUUCUGCUGAUUGAUCCGCUGAUUUUGCUGCCCUUGCUGCUCUUACUCUAGCAGUAUCUGGCAGACAGACCAGAACUACCUGUCUCGUGGCAAAGGGGGAUUAUGGUGAGUUGGUUUUUAUUUAUAAUCUAUUUCAUGAACCACAGUAUGAACUUUAAUGCAUAAAGGAAGAAAAAUAAUAUUGUAGCUUGCCACCAGCAUCCAGCAUGGAGUGUUGAAGUGGGAAUUAGACAGUUGAAGGUAUAGCACCCAUUUGAUUAGAAAUGAACCAUAUGUAUCUGGUUACGUACAUAAAAAAUGGGAGUAGGAGAAUGACUGACAUAACCUCUUGCUUAUCAGUGUUCUCUGAGCAUUUGACUUCUUUUGCAACCUUGGUCACACAGCUGAGUCAUCUCAAGUACUGUUUAUACAGGCCACACCCUAAUCCUUCUGACUCAGAAUGGGUUAUCUGUAAGUGUAGUCUUUAAAAACACCCACACCAGCGAAGUAGAACUGCUGACCUCUGUCCUAGUCAUGGCUUUUUGAGUCGGGACUUCAAUAUCCUCAUCUGUAAAAUGAGAGAGAUUCUUUCUUAGCCAUGGGAGAAGGUAUUUGGUCAGGUGACUUCAAAAGAAUAGAUUGCUGUGCUGAAAGAGCUAUAUCACACUGCCUCAAACACAGGUGGACAUUCUUACCUCAGCAGUCUUAUAAAUAACUAGUUUUUCUAAGUACCAUGAAAGAAUACUAACAUUGUUGGUAUGCCUAUUGAGUGGGGUGUGAGUGGGACUGAUAUUUUGGUUUCUGUAUACAUACUGGAAGAAUCUUUUCUCGAUAAACUAGAGACUAUAAAACGAUACUGUAUGUAUGCCAGUAAUCUUUGAGUUUCUCAUAAAAAAUAACUUAUUGAAGCGUUAAUACUAAAACCCUGAGGUAGAAAUCCUCAGAGAUUAGACUAAACUAGAAUUAUGUAUUUUGCAGAUAUAAAUUUUGUAUUAUCUAAGCUUAUAUAUUAAUUAACCACCUAGCUAAUUCCUUUAAUCAAGUUAGAGAAGAGAGAAUAUAUAUCAGAUUGUUUUUCAGAGCAACCUAGUCUUAAUGGUGAUUUUUAAAAAAAAUUAACAUCAACCACUCACCUUAUACAUUGAGAAUGUUUUUACCUUUUCACAAUUGCAGGGGUUACUGAAAGUCAGGUUUUUUACUCCAAGUUUAUUUAUUAAUUUUUAAUCUUCCAGAAUGAUUCAGCUUAUGGUCCCGUUGCUGGAAAACAUGUAAGAAUUUUCCGAAGGACAGACUCUUCUUGUGGGUAUUGCAAAGUUCAUUUGCACCGUUAUAAAACAAGGUAGUGAAGCAAAAGGAUGACUCAAAAGGUCUCAAUUAAAAUUGAAUUUUUCACAACAGGGUAGGUUAAAAUUUAGGUUUUUUUCUCUAGGACUGUUGUAAAACAGCAUAAAAUUUGUUAACUGUACUAUGUCACCAGAGUUUUCAGGUCAUAAAUAUUUUUAAAAUAUAAUCACUCAGCAUACCAAAAUUAAAGCAUUAAGUAAUUUCUAAUCAUCAGCAUUCACUGGAAGCUUGGGCAGCGGAAUACUUCAAUGAGCAAUAUUAGUAAGACCUUAAUUUAGUUCUGGGUGCCAAAAGUAAUGUGCAAAGAUACAGUACCAGAACACUGAAAUCUCAGCCUUCAGAGAGUAUUAUAGGUUUGUAGCUAACUUCACCAGGUUACCAGUGACUCUCAGUGCCAUGUUUACCGUUAUCACGAUAAGAUGAAUUUCCAUAGGUAAAGCCAUGUGAGAAAUUUGUCCUUUCAUUGUUUUGCACUAAAAAAAUGGUAGUGAGAAAGUUUCUUCCCCAGGUGAUGGGAGAUGGAGUAAUAGGCGCAUGCACUGUGAUGAGCAUGGUGAGCGGGUCACAGCAGUUCCCCUCGGGGUCCUCAAGUGGAACUAGGUUCUAAUCUGUCACACUCUCAGAAAUUAUAGUCGACCUUUGAACAAUGUGGGGUGUGGGGCACCAACCCCCACGCAGCCGAAAUCCAUGUGCAACUCUGACUGCCUAAAAACCUUACAAAUAGCCUACUGCUGACCAGAAGCCUUACUGGUAACAUAAACAGUCAAUUAACACACAUUUUGUAUGUUAAAUGUAUUAUACACUAUAUUAGAAUAAAGCUAAAAAAGAGAAAAAUGUUAAGAAAGUCAGUGUUUUUCAUUUAUGUUAAAAUUAUAUGUAUAUGUAUAUAUAUGAUACCAGCUUUGCAAACAGUAGGAACUCUGACCACUAAGCUUGGUCUAAAGUUGAUUUUGAGGACCAUAGGUAUACAAGAAUGGGAACGGUGAUAAGCGUGAAGGCUUUGACUUCAGAUGUGGGGCUUAUGGCCUUUGUCAGUUAUUGAAUGUUAUGAGUAAAGUACUAAACCUGUGUCUUCAUUCAGGAAAUAGGGAUGGGACACCAGAACUACAGGUGACGUGAGGGUCUUGGUCAGUAAAUUGUAGAGGUGCUUUCUUAAGAGGCUUGAGUACUUUUGUUCUAUAAAGUGCAAAUUUUUCAUCUUCCUGAAAGACUUCUAUUUCUCCCCUUUCCAGUUUUCAGUGGCGUUCUUCCCAAACUGUUAGUUCUAUGUGCUAUGGAAAGAUGCUUAAAUGCUGUGAUUAAAUUGUAUGAAAGAAAUCUAAAGGUUCAGCAAGCGAUU
This is a messenger RNA of Nycticebus coucang (slow loris), 4231 nucleotides long. RefSeq names its product tetratricopeptide repeat domain 19 (gene TTC19). Gene Ontology annotation, biological process: mitochondrial respiratory chain complex III assembly. Gene Ontology annotation, cellular component: mitochondrial inner membrane. Lineage: Eukaryota; Metazoa; Chordata; Mammalia; Primates; Lorisidae. Bases 78 to 1217 code for a protein of 379 amino acids. The record is from RefSeq and is a predicted model, not a curated record. The transcript is spliced from 10 exons. Gene Ontology annotation, molecular function: protein binding.